AUGUUCGAAUCACAACAAUAUUGUUGGUGUGCUGCACAAGUCUCUUCAUAUGGAGGCAAUCAAUCAUGGAGAUUUGGAAUUGUUGGACUACCUCUGCGCAGUACACCUCUUGAGAGUGUUGACGAUACUUUCGAGGACCCAGAGGAGACUUCCAACAAUCUUGUAGAGCGCGCCAUCAAUCUGGGACACAUCGAGAUAUUGGACUAUUUGUUGGCAAAGGUUGAUGUCAUGCUCAAACACUACAUGUUGGUUGGGUUAAUCCCAUCACUCACCAACAAUCUAAUCACAAGGUCGGAUACAUUCAUGUUACAACAUUUCUUGAACAUUGGUGUUAAGUUUGAUUUGGAGAGUAUCCAGCUCCAUGCUCGAGCCUACUACAACUACAACAACAACAACAACAUGGGCAUGCAAUCAUUUAUUGAUCAGUAUAUAUUUAAGAAUGAUACACAGGGUCAACAAAAGCAAGUGAAGAAUAACAAGAGAGUCACAAGGGAUAAUGAGGAAACUACUCCACAACCAAAGCCAACAAAGAAGAAUAGGAAAUAA
Molecule: messenger RNA, 546 nt
Organism: Acytostelium subglobosum LB1
Lineage: Eukaryota; Evosea; Eumycetozoa; Acytosteliales; Acytosteliaceae
Exons: 1
Coding region: 1-546 (181 amino acids)
Source: RefSeq, a predicted model, not a curated record